GUAGGUUCUCAUCGCUCAACUCUCACGCUCGACCCUCCUCGCGUCCAACCUUGACCGUAUCAUUCUAGCCUCAUACACCCCACGCGAUCGGGGCGCCAUGCACGGCACGCCCAAGUUCCACGCCGAGCCUGUCGACCUCGGCCGACAAACAGAUUGGGAUGACCUGUUCGCUACAUAUUGGGAGUCCUGGAAGGAUCCUCUGCAGGUAACAGGCAUGCUGACGUUCCCCUGGCUCGGGGAGGACAGCCCCCGCGAGAAGGCCUCAUACCACGCCGCCAAGGAAGCUUAUCUGGAACAAGCCCGUCAGAAUCCCGACCAAUGCUGGCUCAAGAUCGAGGAUCGUAGCGUGACUGGCCGCACCUCCAUCGUCGGAGGAGGGGCCUUCACGAUAGUCCGAGAGGGCGCCCCCAAACCCAACCCCAGUGCUAAUAAUGGUGACAGCGGCUUACCCGAAAUAAAGCUUCCGGGAUUGGGGUACCCGGCCAAUUCGGAGCGUGACAUCUUGAUGCGCCAGUUUUAUCUGCAGAUGAGGAGUUGGCACCCGCGAAUCAUGACAGACAGGCCGCAUCUAUAUGGCCAAGCGCUCUGGGUCCUCCCUGCUUUCCGACAUCUCGGUGCUGCUGCGGUUGUGAUGGAUUACUUCACAGAGAAAGCCGACGCACUUUCCGUCGAGUGCUUUCUUGAAGGUAGCGCCAUCGGCACCCCCCUGUACCUGCAAAAGGGCUUCGUCCUACUCGAGCGCCCGGUUAUGGUGUUCCGGUACUUCGCGCGGAGUGACAAAGAGAAGAUCCCUAGUGAGGAAUGGAUACGCCUUGUCCGAGGGCUGCAUGCGGAGCCUAUCGCGAUCAUGUGGCGGCCGGUGAGGGGGGAUUAUGACGAGGGGAAAACUGUGCUGCCGUGGGUAGGCAGACCUAGGGAAGCCAGGCUAUGAAGGGCAACAAUUGUUACUCAACACGUCCACGAGUAUAAGCGCAUGAAUAGCUAGAUACCUAUUUAAGGGCAAACGCGUCGAGAGGCACGAUUUCUAAAAAUGAUUCCGCCUCUCUAACACGGUGGUCCAUCAUGUUCAACGCAUUCGGGAUGCCGGGAGCAAAGAGCC
This is a messenger RNA of Durotheca rogersii, 1099 nucleotides long. RefSeq lists its product as uncharacterized. The coding region runs from base 98 to 931 and encodes 277 amino acids. The record is from RefSeq and is a predicted model, not a curated record. The transcript is spliced from 2 exons. Lineage: Eukaryota; Fungi; Ascomycota; Sordariomycetes; Xylariales; Xylariaceae.